Bursaphelenchus xylophilus (pine wood nematode) is the source of this 877-nucleotide messenger RNA. The record is from the annotation of a GenBank genome assembly. NCBI's taxonomy places the organism in Eukaryota, Metazoa, Nematoda, Chromadorea, Rhabditida, Aphelenchoididae.
AUGACAGAAAAGUACAAAUUUGACAAGAAUGAUCCCUUCUAUUUGUGUGCCCCAAUGUGUGGCCUCAUUCAUUAUCGGCAUGCCGCGAUCAUCGCGGGUCUUGGAGAAAUCGGAACUUUGGGGCUGGCAGUUGCUUCAUUCUACAGUAAGUUUCAAAUUGCAAAUAGUUUACACCUAUAAAGAAACCGUAAUAUCUUAAAUUUGCAGAUCUUCACUUGACCAAAGAGCUGACGGAUUUGUGGACAUUACUCGCCGCGAUUGGACUGCUUGUUAUUGCUUUUGUCACCACUAGUUUUAUGGUGAGUAAAGUUUGUUGGAUAGAAGUGGAAUCUAGACAAAAUAAUGUGUCCACUUUUCAGUUCUACGGACUGAAAGCUGAGAAGCCAAACUAUCUUCGUCCUCAACUCUACUUUUUGUCAUUCGAGAUCGCUCUGAUGAUAGCCAUGUCUGUACUUUCCAUUGCCAGUAUGUCCUUAGGCAUUGAGAUGACUAGUCGGAUAUUCUCGCCAUUUGUGAGGUGAGUCGUUUGUUUUUAUGACAAUAAAAAAACCCGUAUUUUAUCCUUUUAUGUCAUCAUGACGGACUUCAUUAAAUUUCGAAAAAUUCUGCGAAUUGAAAGGUCCGUUUUCAAAGUAACCUUCAAAUUUUUAGUGUAAAAGAUAUGGAGUUCCAUUUCGGGCCCAUCUGGCCCUUCUGCAUCGCCAUUGUGGCCUUCACUUGUGCCGCUUUGGGGAUCUGGUUCCAUUUAACGGUGGAUGGGGCCAGGGAAUUCUUAUUGGACAAAAAAUAUUUUGAUCACCAAUCCAACGACAAUGUCCCUCUCGAAUCGAAGGAAAAGAUUGAAGAAGAAGCUCAACGAUCCUCGAGCAGAGCUUGA